Molecule: messenger RNA, 2259 nt
Organism: Salvia hispanica
Lineage: Eukaryota; Viridiplantae; Streptophyta; Magnoliopsida; Lamiales; Lamiaceae
Product: acetolactate synthase 2, chloroplastic-like
Biological process (GO): L-valine biosynthetic process
Cellular component (GO): acetolactate synthase complex
Molecular function (GO): flavin adenine dinucleotide binding; thiamine pyrophosphate binding; magnesium ion binding
Source: RefSeq, a predicted model, not a curated record
CCAAAUCUAUCUCCACUCCACUAGUCCACUUCACUCCACAAACAAAAACCCUACACACAACUAAUCCCGCCGUCGCCGACAAUGGCGGCCUCCGCUCCAACCUCCACCUCCUUCAAACCUUCCCACAUUCCUCCUCUCUCCAAUUCCCCCAAGCUUCUCUCCCAAUUCACCCUCCCUUUCCCCCACAAGCUGCCCACCGCCGCCAUUUCCCACCGCCGCGCCCUCCAAAUCUCAAAUGUGCUAACCUCCCCCGACCCACAAUCCCUCCACGACAAAGAGGAGAGUCAGAAAUUCGUCUCCCGAUUCGCUCCAGACGAGCCUCGCAAGGGCUGCGACGUCUUAGUGGAGGCCCUGGAGCGAGAGGGCGUCACCGACGUCUUCGCCUACCCCGGCGGCGCCUCCAUGGAGAUCCACCAAGCCCUCACCCGCUCCGGCACCAUCCGCAACGUCCUCCCCCGCCACGAGCAGGGCGGCGUCUUCGCCGCCGAGGGCUACGCCCGCGCCUCCGGCCGCCCCGGCGUCUGCAUCGCCACCUCCGGCCCCGGCGCCACCAAUCUCGUCUCCGGCCUCGCCGACGCCCUCCUCGACAGCGUCCCCAUGGUGGCGAUCACUGGCCAAGUGCCGCGCCGCAUGAUCGGCACCGACGCAUUCCAGGAAACCCCAAUUGUUGAGGUAACUAGGUCGAUCACGAAGCAUAACUAUCUCGUGUUAGACGUUGAGGAUAUUCCGAGAAUUGUGAAAGAGGCGUUUUUCAUUGCGCGAUCGGGUAGGCCUGGCCCGGUUCUGAUCGAUGUGCCUAAGGAUAUUCAGCAGCAAAUGGUGGUUCCUAAUUGGGAUCAGCCGAUGAAAUUGGGGGGUUACUUAUCUAGAUUGCCGAAGCCUCCGAGUGAGGUGUUGCUGGAACAGAUAGUUAGGUUGAUAUCUGAGUCGAAAAGGCCGGUUCUUUAUGUAGGUGGUGGGUGUUUGAAUUCGAGCGAGGAGCUGAGGAGAUUCGUGGAGCUCACAGGAAUCCCUGUUGCUAGCACGCUCAUGGGCCUGGGCUCUUAUCCUUGUUCGGACGAGGAGUGUUCGUUGCAAAUGCUUGGAAUGCACGGGACAGUCUACGCGAACUAUUCAGUCGACAAGAGUGAUUUGUUGCUUGCUUUUGGGGUCAGGUUUGAUGACCGCGUGACGGGGAAGUUGGAAGCGUUUGCGAGUAGAGCCAAGAUUGUCCACAUUGACAUCGAUUCUGCUGAGAUUGGGAAGAACAAGCUGCCACAUGUGUCUAUUUGCACUGACAUCAAGUUGGCUUUGCAAGGCUUGAAUUUGAUAUUGGAAGAGAAAGGGAAAGAGGGUCUCCUCGAUUUUUCAGCGUGGAGGGAUGAGCUAAAAGAGCAGAAGGUGAAAUUUCCUUUGAGCUAUAAGACGUUUGGUGAUGCCAUUCCUCCUCAGUAUGCAAUUCAGGUUCUUGAUGAACUCACCGGAGGGAAUGCAAUCAUUAGCACGGGGGUUGGGCAGCAUCAGAUGUGGGCUGCACAGUUCUAUAAGUACAAUAAACCACGGCAGUGGUUGACAUCAGGUGGUUUAGGCGCGAUGGGUUUUGGACUCCCGGCUGCAAUGGGAGCUGCUGUUGCUAGGCCAGAUGCAGUUGUAGUGGACAUAGACGGCGAUGGUAGCUUCAUAAUGAACGUGCAAGAGUUGGCUACUGUCCGAGUGGAGAACCUUCCUGUCAAGAUUAUGUUGUUGAAUAACCAGCAUCUUGGUAUGGUGGUCCAGUGGGAAGAUCGCUUCUACAAGUCCAACCGAGCACAUACUUAUCUUGGAAACCCUUCCAAAGAGUCGGAGAUUUUCCCUGAUAUGUUGAAGUUUGCAGAGGCUUGUGAUGUACCUGCUGCUCGUGUGACAAAGAGGGAAGACGUCAGGGCCGCAAUACAGAAAAUGUUGGAUACUCCCGGACCAUAUCUCUUGGAUGUCAUUGUACCACAUCAAGAGCAUGUGUUGCCCAUGAUCCCGAGUGGGGGAGCCUUCCAAGAUGUUAUAACAGAGGGUGAUGGAAGAACUAAAUAUUGAUGAAUCUUGAUUCGUGUAGUUCAAAUUAGACAUCAGAGUAAUGGAUGCAGGUUAUGAGUUGGUUUUGUAAGUUAGUUUGAGUUUUGGUUCAGUUGUACCAGGUUUACUUUAUGCAGUGAUUGGUAUCUAGUGGAUACCAUUUGUUUGAUGUCAUGUCACCUUCUUCCGUUGAAUAGUACGAUAAGAGAGGAGUUACGUUUGGAAUUGCUA